This is a messenger RNA of Gekko japonicus, 3402 nucleotides long. It is a transcript of the gene HELB, whose product is annotated as helicase (DNA) B. Bases 47 to 3142 code for a protein of 1031 amino acids. NCBI's taxonomy places the organism in Eukaryota, Metazoa, Chordata, Lepidosauria, Squamata, Gekkonidae. The transcript is spliced from 13 exons. The record is from RefSeq and is a predicted model, not a curated record.
CGCUAGACUCAGGCCGCCCCGUUGUGUCGUUGCCAGCGGGCAGAAAAUGACCCCGCCGAGCGGCCAAGGCGGGAAAGGGAUCUCCUUUGAACUGCGGGGCUUGUUGCUGCCGGACAAAACAGCACGCGGAAAAGAAGAGGAGGAAGACGAGGAGGAAGAGGACGGUGACGAUCCGGAGCCCCUGGUUGAGCUGCCAGAACAUUCGAGCCAACUUUCUUUCUCCCAGCCCUCGCGCCGGACAGUUGUAAUAAAAGAUGAAAAAUCCCAAAAGGAAUACCCGGUUGUUGGACGGUUUCCAUUUAAGGACCCAUGGUGGGAAGUGAAUGUUAAAGUGAAGCAGGCUGGAUCCAAGUUCUAUGCCCAGGGGUAUCCAUCUUACUUUCUGUCGACUCACCCAGGAGAAAAUUGGCAAGCAGUUAUUUCACUCUUUUUAAAGGCAUGUAAGGUUCCAGAAGAAUUUACAACAGCCUUUUUUGAGUGGCUUCCUCAAAAGUCUUCCCUGAACUUUGAACAUCUUGAAAAGAAAUUAAACCAGUUUAUGGUGUCGAAAUGUCAGGAAAGAAAAGACUCUGGAAAUACCAAAGACUUUAACAUUUUUCAUUACAUUAAGAACUCACCUGCAGGGAAAGCUAUGCUAGUAGCCUUGGACUUCCCUGCUCUCGUGGAGUUCUUGCCAACACUUCUGCCAUAUAGUAUAUCCAGCUGCAUCGGGUGGUUGGACUGGAGUGAAAUCAGUGGCAGUGAAUGCAGUAAACUAGCAAAACUGAAUAUGAUCUUAACAGAAGAGCCAUGGAAACUUGGAUUCAGCACAAUAGUAUACAGAGAUCUGCAUACUUACAUUGGCGAAGCUCCUUGGAAAGCUUUCUGUGAAUUCACACAACUUCUUGAAAAGAUUCCUGAUUUACAAAAGAAUGCAUUAAUGAUAUACGCAAAACUCCAGAAGAGGUGUCGAGAGAUGGGACAUACAUAUGAAGAACUGGAUGAGUUGAUGCGUAUGGUCCCUGAAAUGUCCACUGAACAUGUUUGGCAGUCACUUCAGUUUAUGAAAGAUGAAAAGAUAGUGGUUAUUGAGAGAAAACUAGUGUUCCUUCACAAGCUGUACAAAGCUGAAAAAGACAUUGCAUUGGUUAUAUCUGAGCUCAUAAAGAAAACCCCGUGGCAGUUUCAUGUUGAUGUGAGAAAGGUACUUAAUAGUGGUGCACAUAUGAACGAUUCAAAAGGGCCAGUUGUUGAGAAUAAAUUAAAUGAUGAGGAAGAACCUAAUAGUGAUUCAGAUGUGCAAGAGAAUAUGGAAGAAACCCCCCGUAAAGAAACAUGUGAAGCAGAAGUGGAUCCAGAUCAGGAGAAUGCAGUGGAAUUGAUCUGUUCCAAUCCAGUGACAGUCAUGAGUGGUAAAGGUGGCUGUGGGAAAACAACAGUGGUUAGUUACCUUUUUAGCUAUCUAAAACGGAUGGAGUUUGAAGAAGUUAGAAGAGCCUGUAAAGAUUUUGAAGCAGACCAGGACACAUCAGAAGAAUGGAACACUUAUAGGCCAUUUUCUGAUCUCAACAUACAUUCAGAUAAAAGUGGAUCACUAGAAGUCUUGUUUACUGCACCUACAGGGAGGGCAGCAGGUUUGUUAAGUAAGAAAACAGAUCUUCCUGCUUAUACUCUGCAUCAGGUUGUCUACAGCUAUUACUCUGGGGCCAAGCCAUGGAAGUUUUCUAAAGUCAAAGUAUUGGUGGUAGAUGAAGGAAGCUUGGUGUCCGUAACUGUUCUUAGCAGAGUUUUAAACCUCUUAUUCCAUAGUGCUCAACUUGCAAAGCUUGUUAUUCUUGGUGAUAUUAGACAGUUACCCAGUAUUGAGCCUGGUAACAUGCUGUGCAAUGUGUUUGAGAGUCUGAAAUCAAGAGGCUGGUCAGUAGAACUCAGAACCAAUCACAGGGCCGAGUCACAGUUAAUUGUAGAUAAUUCAACAAGAAUCUCUCAGCGGAUAUACCCAGAAUUUGAUGCAGUACUCAGACGUUCUGACCAGAAUAAAGCCUGGCCAAUGCCAAGUCCAGAGAAAAAAUUUAUUUGUGUUGUCCUGUCUUCUGAAGAUGACUUGCAGUCUGCCAUAAAGGCUUUGCUUAAAGGAGGACCAGGGCUUGAAGAUGCUGAACAGUCACAGUUCAUUUCUUUUAGAAGGAAAGAUUGUGACAUCAUCAAUGAACUCUGUUGUCAGCACUACUCACAGCAUCCAAUGCGAAACCAUAAAAACCAAUUACAAUUUCAGUGUGGUGAUAAAAUUUGUUCCACAAGGAAUGCAUACAGAAGAGAUCUUCUUCCAAAUGAUAAGACUUGCACAAAGAAUAAUAAAGAUUCUGAUCCAUGUGGUUGUGAUACGUGCUUUACAAGAGAAGAUUGCCUCUCUGGUCGGAAUCCACCUUCCCAUGAAAAUGAUGAUACACGCUUGUGCAACGGAGACAUAUUCUUCAUUGAAGAGGACAGAGAAGUUGACAAGCGUCGCCUCCUGACCAUUAGAAGCACUGAUGGAUUUACAGACACCCUGCUUUAUCGAGGUCUCCGAAGAGUCUGUAAGAUACAGCAUGCCUGGGCCAGAACUAUUCACACAUUUCAGGGUUCUGAGGAGAAGACUGUUGUCUAUGUCGUUGGAAAUGCUGGUCGCCAGAACUGGCAGCAUGUAUACACAGCUGUCACUAGAGGAUGUAGCCGAGUCUAUAUUGUCGCUGAAGAAGCCAAACUCCAAAAAGCCAUAGCUAACAAAGAGUUCCCCAGAAAAACUCAUUUACGAAAACAUUUGCAAGAUGCAUUUAUGGGGAAAAUUGAUUCUUCUGAGGAAAUGUUUUCUUCUCAAAGGAACGUGCAGAGUAAAGAGGACAGGAUUUAUGACUUUGCUCCUCAUGCCGGAAAUAAUUGUAUUAACUUAGAGGAGGCUGCAGUUUCUGAUGAAAUGAAAAAUGACAACAGACAGAGAACUGUUGAGCUGAUGGAAAUGUCACGCCGCCCAGGUGGCCUUAAAAGGCAAAGUAACUUACCAGAAGAUUCUUCAAGCCCUUCUAAAGUAAUGUUGAUUAAGGAAGACAACUCCCCACUUGGAAUUAAGAGACUUCAAAACAUGACACUGGAAGGCCCGGUUCCUAAAAAGCUUUUUCCAUUGUAACAAAUCUGCUAUCUGGCUACAUGCUUCAGUUUGAUUUGCUUUUACAAAGUGUGCAUCUGAACAGAAGUGUAAAGCUGGGGGUGUGGGCAGUCCGUUUUAAAAAAAAUGGAUUUAGCAUAAAAGGGCAGGUUUUUUUUCUUCAAAAAGUCAUUUUAAAAGUCCAAAUAGUAUUACUUUUAUUAAAGUUAUUUGCAUCUCUUGUAAUGGAGAAAUACACACUCUAAGGCUGGCAUUUUUUGAUGUUCAUUACUGGAAUAAAC